AUGUGUCGUCCACAUCAUCUUCCAGUAUUUGUCCGUCUUCCAAUCACAAUGGAAAUAAUACAUCAUCGCUUUCAAAAGCUCAAGUUCGUUGAACGUAAUGGACAGCAAAUAAAUUUGUUAACAGCGGGAGCUGAUCGAAAUCAUUUAAUUUUAUACGUCACAUUAAUAAUGGAUAUUGUUUAUAUUGAUGCCAAUCAAAUAGUUAAGCUGGAUAAAGCGGUUAGAUCUCGCUUCAAAUUGAAUAAAAAACAAUUAGCUGCUGAAUCGCCACGUCUACAUGAAUGUUUCUUGCAAAAAAGACGUAAUUUGAUUAAAAUUUAUAGUCAACAACCAUCAACCCCUAAACGAGAAAAACGAUCCUGUACACCACGAUUAAAAAGAUGUGAUGAUUUAGCAGCUUAUAAUCAGCUCCCAAAUCUACGUAUUUAUGGUGUUAAAAAAGAACCUCAAAAAAAUACGGAUCAAACUGUCAUCGGGAUAUGUGCAUCGAUCGAUGUUGUUAUACCUGACGAACACAUUAGUGUUAGUCAUCGUAUUGGUCGUAAUAAGAAUGGCAGAAAAUGUCGUGCUACUGUCGUGCGUUUUGUUCAUUGGCGUACCCGUCAGUUCAUUCCCAUUAACAAGAAACAGCUAGACAGAAACAUAUCGAUAAGUGAGGAUUUAGCAUUGACGAAUUUAACUAUAUUUAAAUAUGCACGAUUAAAAGUAGAAAAGAAACAAGUGUACAUGUGGAACGAACUGGUCAUGUACAAUGAUGGAAUUAAACGUAUUUGUUUAAACUCGACUGGUCAUGUUAAUUCAUCUAUAGAUGGAAAGGAAGAUGAGGACUGA
Messenger RNA from Didymodactylos carnosus, 831 nucleotides. Lineage: Eukaryota; Metazoa; Rotifera; Eurotatoria; Philodinida; Philodinidae. The record is from the annotation of a GenBank genome assembly.